AUGGAACCUUCGUCCUCCGGUGGCCUAGAAUCAGGGAGCCCGCCCUCGACAUCGAGCCCUGCCGAGGCCGACGACUUGUUCGAAUGCUGCGUUUGCUUGUAAAUUCGAACAUUUCAAUGCUCUCUGUAAAUAGAUACACGGUUAUACAUGUUCCUUGGAUUCCUUCAACCUGUAUCUCUCUCCGCAGGGAGACUUAUUUUUCUUUGAUUUUAUCGAUGAUGGUUUUGCGUUAGAAGGGAAUUUCACUUGUUUUCCUUUCAGGGUAUUUGCCUCCUCUUUGGUCAUAUUUAUAUCGUUUCUCUUGUUUCCAGAAUUUCCUUCGUAGGUCAAUCAGAUUCUGCAUUCCCUUGUUAUCGAGGCCCCGAGCACUUUGUUUUCUUCGCCUUUGAUCGCGGAAAAACUAAUCCCUUGACGUUGAUUUUGUUAAUAUAUUCAGAGGCUGUAGUCUCAGGUUAUUGGUCCUUUUGGAAUCAGGGAUAUGAAACGUUCUCUUGAUACCCUACUAUGCUAUUUUUGAGUCGGAAAGAAAAUUAGGAGCAAACAAGGUAGACGUAUAAUUCGCACAGUGCUUACUGCAAUGAUUCGUUUCUGAUGUAGGUUUAUGUCAAAGGAAGUAUACUGAACUGAAACUGAUCUCAUCUACAAAUGAGACCUUGCAACGGAUUACUUUCAAUUAACUCUAUGGAUCAAGAACUAAAUGAUAGCAACUAGAUUUCUUACGUUUUUUAACAAGAUGAGGCAAAACUGCUUGUUAAUAUCGAUCCAUUUCUUGGCUUAGGUAACCCUUUCGUCUAACAAUCAGCAAUAAUCAAAUGCUCUGGAAACAACUAAUUUUGUUAUCAAAAUAAGUUAUAUGAAUUUUUCAUAUAAAUUUCAUCCAGGAUUCUUAUAGACUGACUCUCUUUGGCUUUUUGGUCCUAGUGUUAUUUUUGGAAUCAUCUGUGAAUAUGAUUUUAACAACAAUAUAUUGUCUGUCUGUGUGCUAUAGUCAUUAAAACUGCUAUAGAAGAGAACCUUGGGGUUGUUUCCAAGUUUCGGGACAUCAUCAUCAUGGACCCAUGCUAGCUCUACCUUGAAAUAAACAAUGUGUCAUCCAUUCAUGACCCUCCCUAGAAAAUCACAGCUCCAUUCAUUCUUUUGUUGUACGAAUCUCCCCUGAUGGCAUUCAUUGGUUCUUUAUCUUUCUAUCCAUAUUAUUACGGGCUCUUUAAUUUUGUAGUUCCUUGUGAUCAUCCAACGAUUGCUUGAACAUGGUGAGAAGGAUAGGUGGCUGCAGUUGCUCUCGGUGCUCCACUAUGUUGACAAUGUGUUCACUUUCUUGGUCCAUAUUCAUGAGCAAGAUAUCGUUUCGAGCUCUAUAUUCCUAACUACAGGACCUAUCAUCCUAUGGAGUUUCCGAGAUUGAAGUCAAAAUAUACAUGACACGUACACCACUGUUUGAAUUUUAAUUCAAUAAUAGCUCUGGAAACUACGCACUGAGAAGAAAAAACAAAUGCGCGUCACUAGAUGCUUAGUGUUUUUUACUUUAUUAACUUCAGUUACCCUUCUUCUUUUUUUUCCCCUCCCUUUGAUUUAUCAACCGCAGUUCCUCCCCCUGUGGUACUAGUUCAUCACGUUCCUCUCUCUCUCGCUCUCGCUAAAAUUUAGUAUAUGUUUGGUUAUGCAAAACACAGUGAACCUCAUUCCUAAUAGCAUAGAAAUUUAGGAGCAAAAAAUCGCUAUUUCUGGAAAAUAUUUUCAUACCGAUUGAAAUCGUUGACACUGUUUGGCGGUCAUGUCUUCGGUCUUCCUUUCUAUUUUAUGGAAACAUCCUCACUCAUAAUAACAGAAAUUUCAUCUGAAAAAGAAAGAAAUUAUGUCUCGAUGACAUCUUCUGUACUUCGAUAUUUUCUCUGAACCUCUCACCAGUACUGUCAUCCUUUUGUUUCUUAUUUAUUUAUUUUUUUUUCUUGAUUUUAAGUAAAUUUUGAUGGCUUCUACCCUGCCCUUGAGAGAUAUUGGGACUAAUCUUAAUGCUUCCCUUCUGUUUCAGGGAUCUCAUUUAUAAGCCAGUCGUUCGUGGUCAGAACUGUUUGUGGUGCCUCGAAUUCCGAAUAUCUGUUAAGGACUUCAUUUGA
This is a messenger RNA of Spirodela intermedia, 2117 nucleotides long. The record is from the annotation of a GenBank genome assembly. Lineage: Eukaryota; Viridiplantae; Streptophyta; Magnoliopsida; Alismatales; Araceae.